GAGGACUGGGCUGGUGGCUCAGGCAGGCUCUUAUUAUUACAGUGAGAGGGCAGGAGCCAGCCCCGGGCCAAGCCCUUCCCUGGAUCCAUCCUGGAAGCUUCAGUGUCUCUGCAGUUAAAUUGUGGGUGCCUCACAUCUGCAGUGAGCUCUGCAGAGAGUGUUGCUUAGUGAGGAUCCCCAGUGAGCAAGGGAGGGCUCCCCAGAGCACCUCUGGGGGGAGCAAAGCUCCAGCCACCCCAGCAAGCUGCUGUGCUCAACCUCUCUCACUCAGUCUCUUGGCAUCAGUAACUUUCCUGUAGCCUUCCUUAGGGUAAUUGCCACCAAAGUGGCUCCUCUGAGCCACCUCCUGGGGAGUCAGCACCAGCCCUGACCCCUCUGCUUUCCUUUCUCCCUGCAGGUUGAUCCCAGGUGCCUGAUGGUUCCCGUCGUGGUCCAGCAGCAUUCCCACCCCGAGGGGCUGCCCCUUCCCAAACCCUCAGCCUUGGAGCUGCCUGGCCAGACCCCAGCCUGCUGCCGUUGCUUUAGGGCUACCUCGAUCCCAGCAGCCACCAAAGGGUCCUCAUGAAAACUGGCCUCAUCCUCCUCAUUACUGGGCACCUCAACUUCAUCGCCGGUGCCCUGGUGCACGGCACCGUCCUCCGCUUCGUGGUCAACCCCCGAGAUGCCAUCUCCCUGCAGUACGCCGUCGCCAACAGCGCCUCCGUCGUCUCUGCGCUGCUGACCAUCUCCUGUGGAAUAGCUGUCCUCAUGUUGUCUCGCUACCUCGCCCCUCCUGCCCUGAAGUGGUUGGUUUUCACCCUGAGUGCCGGCAGCUGCCUGGGCUGCCUGUCCUGCCUGCUGGGCAUGGCCGUCUCCAUCGGGCUGACGCUGGGCAGCCAGGGCCGGGCACUGCUGGCCCCCUGCUCCCUCACCAACGUCGCCCUCGCUCCGGUCUCCCGCGAGUGCCCUUUUGAUCCCACUCGUGUCUAUAGCUCCACGCUGUGCCUCUGGGCUGUCUCCCUCCUGCUUCACUCUAUGGAGGUCAUCUUCAGCAUCCGCUGCCUCCUGCUCGCCAUCGACCUCCUCCGGCUCGGCUGCUGCUGCCGCGGGGCACACCGCAGGAAGGUCUCCUUGCAGGCAGCCCCCGUGGACAGCCCUGACCCCGGGCAGUGCCUGGGCUUGCUGAGGCUGGGCAGCGUGGAAAGUGCCCAGCUCUGAGCAGGACCUGAGGGAUGAACCUGUGGUUGUGCCCCAGCCAGCCCUGCGACGGGACCCAGCUGCCCCCCCAGCCAAGGAUCCUUGCCCUUGGCAUCGAUGGUCUCUUCCCCACCGCUGGCUGC
Pogoniulus pusillus (Red-fronted tinkerbird) is the source of this 1319-nucleotide messenger RNA. It is a transcript of the gene TMEM54, whose product is annotated as transmembrane protein 54. The coding region runs from base 562 to 1197 and encodes 211 amino acids. The transcript is spliced from 6 exons. Lineage: Eukaryota; Metazoa; Chordata; Aves; Piciformes; Lybiidae. The record is from RefSeq and is a predicted model, not a curated record.